CAGCGGCGGUACAAUGACGCUCGGCGAUUGGGUGAGCGAGGAGCUAAAGUGUAUUGUACAUUAAAAAGACAAGACGCUGAUAACAAAAACAACAGCUGCGGCCGCAUGAGGCCAGCUAAGGACACACUCGCACUUUUCGGGCACCCGCUAAAAUGAUUUCGGAUGUGACGAUGGCUGCACACUUUAAUAUUUCUGACAGUGACUCAGACUCAUCAGAGGAGGAAGGAGAACAUAUCCAACCGUCCCCUGUGCAGGGGCCGCAGCUCCCUCAACGACACUCCCUCACCCUUCCUGAGCUCAGAUUGACAGGGACCGGGCGAACCAGGCUCAACUCAGAGUCCCACGCCUACACUGUCUCCAGAGACGAGGAGCUCCAGGCUCGGGGGGAAGACGAAGCCGGCACGCCCACGGAGGGUGCUCCAUUCAGGGGACGGUCCAAGUCAGCUCCCCCUGCUCUGUGGGCAGCCAAGAAAUACGGCCGGCAGCUCCGGAGGAUGAGCGACGAGUUCGACAGCAUGCUGGACAAAGGGGAAAUGAAAAAGGUGAGAAGUCCCGGGCCAGCCAAACAGAUGCCACACUCGAAAACCUGGUGGAGCUACCUCUUCAGUCACCAGGAGAUGGAGGGAGAGAACAACCACCAUGAGAACCACACUCACCGCAACGAAUAAGCACCGGGAGAGGAAAUUAAGAGGGACUUGAGGUUCAAGGAAUGAGAAGAAAGCAAUGGGGAAGCCAGGAGAACAAUCGUGAUGAGAACAAAAAGACCUGCUCUGAUGGCAGAAAGGUUGGUUUGAACAAAAAGAUCCAAAAACACAAAGGCGUGGCCAAGUGUCCCAUCCUAGUCAUGUCAUUUUUAUACGUCAUUGGUAACUACAUUUAGGUAAAAAAAAUUGCAUUUGUGUUGGUUUUGAUGUUAACUAUAUAGCUGGGCAGCGCACUGUGAAAUGGUAAGAGUCAGUCAGGCAUGAGGAUGGACUGGUGGCUAUCUAAACCCCAUAGAAUGGAUAAAAAGACGGGCCAAGAGAGGAGAGGAGAGAAGAGCUCUUGAAAACAUAAAGAAAGACCAGCAUUAAGUGGAUUUGAGCGUCGACUACUCAGUUUAAAAGGUGCUAACCACUUCAGUUGUCUCUCCCAUCAACACUAUGCAAUAUACUGUGGAUGGAGAGGUAUAAAUGCACUGGAAUCAAAACACCCAAGGCCACCUUGAAUGCUGUUAGAAUUUCCUUCCUCAUCUUCUUGAGGAAAUGUGUUACUUAUGCUUGUUUUGCUUCGAAUGUUAGUUCGUGGAGACCACUGUAAUUGUGUGCCAAAAUGACCUGCAGGUAACAGAGGAUGGAGGAUAGAAUGGGAAGGAUUUUUUAGAGUAUUCAGCUCAGGCCUUUAUCUAACUUCCUUUACUACUACCUGCAAGCUAGUACAAUUUAAACAACUGUACGUACUUGACUAUCAUUAACUGCUUUAUAUCUCAAAUUUAUCAAAAGAAGAACAAUCUUGUACAAGGACAAUCUCUAACAGAAAAUACUAUCUUUUGUAAGACUUCAGGUUUAGAUUAUAUCUGAAGAAAAUGACAUUACUAUAACAUAAAAAAAAGCACAAACUAAUGUGAAUUUAUCUUUUCAAAGCCUUUGAUGAGCAAAAAAAAUAAGACCUUGUAACUUUAAUGUGUAAAUAUUUUGUUAAUAUUUUAUCAAAUUGCAGGGGUGCUGGAGGGGUUGCUUUAGCCAGAUUUGUAUUUAUCGAGUUACUAUUUUACAAGGUUACCAUGCUAUUUAAUAAGGUUGGCCAACCUAGCAAUAGGCAGUGUACAAUCCAUGGCUGUUGUGAUAUGUAAUUGCAAAUUUAAAUAUUUGGGCGGGGAUAUAUUAACUGCUAUACAAGAAGCCUACACACAAGCCUCAUUUGAAUCAGCACCGAGUGCAUAAAGGAGGUGGAUUUAGAGUAAAAUCACAUUUCAAACACUGGUGGAAGGGAUUUAAACUUGUCUUUAUAAAACUAUCUGUUCAGGAAAAUCAGUUUCCAGCGCUUUUUAAGGUUAUAAAACAAUGAGUUACAUGCAGGUUGGUCACUCUUUAUCUGCAUUAGGAUCUGAAUAAAAUGGAUCUUAAUGUAUGAAGCCUUAAGUCUAAGUGCUGAUCUAGAUUUGCUUUUUAGGCGUUAUAUUCUGGCUUAUAUAUUAACUAAGAUCGGGACUUCUACAUGGAUUGGCUAUUUGUGAAUUGUUUAUCAAUGUGAUUAUUGAAAAUGGUAAUAGGUUUGUUCUUCUUGGGUCUAACUCUCUUCCUCUUGACUGGUAGGGUUGAGUUGUGAAGUGUUGCAGGCUUAGGGGGCUGCAUUUGUAUCGUCUUUCAAACUAAAAAACCUUUAUAGCUUUUCCUAAACUUGGUUAAAACGGGAAACCUUUUUUUAAUCAGAGAUUUUUAGACAAUCUGAAACAGGGGCCAUUGUUUUUUGAGAUUCAAUCAAGUUUACUAUAUGUUUUGGUAAAGCUCCCAACUCAAUGAAUACAGUUAGACUAGGCUGUUACAUUUUAGCUCCAUUAGAGUGACUCCAUUAUUUGAUAUCCCAUUUCUUAAACAGAUCAAUAGGGAAAUAAGGAAAGGGUGUUUAAAUAAAGUGUUUCCACUCCUAGUAGACCUGUACUUUGACACGAGAACAACAGUACAUCGGCUGAUAAAGAGUUUGUACACGGUGUUCAGAGCUUAGGGUCAGAUAUGAAUUUAAAAGAAAAUCAUAUUGUCAACAUGAAUGCCUUGAACAUGCUGUAACUGUGGUGUACCUGUGCAUUAUCAGCCAUGUCUGUUUACCCGAUUACCGCCUUAACUUUUACCGUCACUGUCACCUUUUACGCUCAAGAAAAAGUCACAACUGUGAGAAAAAUAUAAAAUGUCGAUUGAUGGAAUUCACAUUGUGGUUUUGACUGUUAAACAUUAGUAGCAGUGAACACACCCCAGAGGAGAGACCUGCCUGGGAACCUGGAGUUUUGCAACCAUCCUUGGUAUUACUUGAAUCUGGAGAUGUAUGUGGGGAGAAAAUAGAAUUUCAAUAUUCCCUCUUUUUUUGAAAAUUCCUUUUCCUUUUUUUUUUAAAAUAACUUUUGUAAAUUUUCUCUACAGCUGUGAAACUUCUUGUAUAUGCGGUCUUGAAUAAAGAAUUUUAGAGUCGUU
Notothenia coriiceps (black rockcod) is the source of this 3164-nucleotide messenger RNA. It is a transcript of the gene badb, whose product is annotated as BCL2 associated agonist of cell death b. Gene Ontology annotation, biological process: apoptotic process. Lineage: Eukaryota; Metazoa; Chordata; Actinopteri; Perciformes; Nototheniidae. The record is from RefSeq and is a predicted model, not a curated record. The coding region runs from base 153 to 668 and encodes 171 amino acids. The transcript is spliced from 4 exons.